Messenger RNA from Temnothorax curvispinosus, 960 nucleotides. RefSeq lists its product as uncharacterized. The coding region runs from base 1 to 960 and encodes 319 amino acids. The record is from RefSeq and is a predicted model, not a curated record. Gene Ontology annotation, molecular function: nucleic acid binding. The transcript has a single exon. Lineage: Eukaryota; Metazoa; Arthropoda; Insecta; Hymenoptera; Formicidae. Gene Ontology annotation, biological process: DNA integration.
AUGGGCCAAUUACCAGCAGCCAGAAUACAGCCAGCUCGACCCUUUCUCCGAGUAGGCAUUGAUUUCUGUGGCCCGUUCAACUGUAAACCAAGGAUACGGAGCAAGGCAAUUUUCAAAACAUACGUUUGCGUAUUUCUGUGUUUCGCCACCAAGGCGGUUCACAUGGAAAUAGUCAACGACCUUACCACGGAUGCAUUUUUGGCAGCAUUGAGGAGAUUUGUCGCUAGGCGAGGUCGAUGCACGGAUAUAUUCAGCGACAAUGCCACGAACUUCGUUGGAGGCAAUCGCGCACUCCAGGAGCUUUAUGAACUAUUCCAAAAUACAGAACACCAGGAGAUCGUACAGCGAUUCUGCGCAAAUGAGGGCAUCACUUGGCAUAUGAUCCCUCCUAAUUCUCCACACUUUGGUGGCCUGUGGGAGUCGGCGGUAAAGGCAGCUAAGCAUCACAUGCGCAGAGCUCUCGGAACAGCCUCAUUCACGACAGAAGAACUGGGAACUGUCGUGACACAAAUUGAAGCCUGCCUAAAUUCCAGACCCCUCUCUCCCAUGUCCUCCGAUCCCUCUGAUCUCGAACCUUUAACUUCUGGGCACUUUUUAAUAGGUGCUCCAUUAAACUCAAUCAUAGAACCCGAUCUAACCGAACUAAAGCUAAACAGAUUAUCCCGAUGGCAACUCAUCCAACGCACGGUGCAAGAGUUUUGGAGACGAUGGUCCAACGAGUACCUUAGCGAACUCCAAUCUCUGAAGAAGUGGACGACGGUGCAGCCCAAUAUCCAGCCAGGAUCGAUGGUGUUGCUGAAGGAAGACAAUGUCCCUCCAAUGAAAUGGUUGCUGGGGCGAAUAGUAGAGACCUUCCCGGGGCGCGAUGGUUUAACGCGAGUUGUAUCAGUUCGCACCGCGCAUGGAACUUAUAAACGUAGCAUAACAAAAACUUGUAUCCUUCCGAUGGAUAAUGAUUAA